GAUCUGCCAUGAACAAAGCUGCCGAGGUACCGGGCAGCGCUAUGUUCAGAGCCGUUGUCCGUACGUAUACCGACACCAUCGUCAACCAUGCUGGAAAUUCAGUUUCCGAGGCUGCCAAGAUGUUUCAAGAUCACAUUACUAAUCGGAAUAUACAAAGCUUCAGUGAUGUAGCUAGAAGGCUCGAAGAAGUGUCUGUAUCUUGUAAAGGGGAAGAAAGAGUUCAGUUGCUAAGAAAGUGGUUUGUUGCUCUAAGAGAAUAUGAAAAACUAGACGAAAGUCAGCUUGAGAAUGAUCGAAAAAGUAUUGAGGAUCCUCAGACAGUAAAUGAUAAGAAUGUUACUCAUGGGAAGCCGAUUAUGAUUCUAUACUAUGACCCUGAUCUUGGUAACGUACCAAUGAAUUUCCGUGAUGUUUUUCUUCAAAGUCAAGCUCUCGAAGGGAUGACGACGUCUAUGAUUCUUGGAGAACCGAAUGAGGAGGAAAUAUUUCUACUGCACAAUAUAUUCGGGUUGUGUCUAACAGGAGGGAGGGAAAUCCAUGAUGCCAUAGUUAAAAUUAUACAAGAUCUGGCAAAAGCUUUCUCAGUUUACGAUGGAGAAAUGCUGGUCAGGAAAGAAGAAUUGCUUCAGUUUGUUAAAACUGCAAUUACCGGGCUGAAAGUAACUGCUGAUGUAUCAAGAAUAGAUUCAGAAAUCUCACAAAUACAACAAAGCUUGAAUAGAAUGAACUACCAAAAAUCUGUUGACGAGAGUGGGAAUUCUUCUGAAGUGACAAUUAGUGCAUCACCAAGGGAUGCGAAAGAAUUUGUAGCCCACAUUCAACUGUGUUGCAGAUUAAAGUCACUUCUAUCAAAGAAAAGAUUGUUAAAGAAAGGGGAUACACCGGAGACUCAUGGUCAAAAAGUUGAUAAAUUGAGAAUUCUAUUAGAAUCUCUUUAUAACUCGGCCUACAAAACUGAAAAGCGAAUUUUAGAACAUAGGGAGCAGAAAAAGGAAAUCCUUAAUUUUCGGGUAGCAAGAACAAAUGAAGUCAGCCAAAUUGAGAAGGAUUUAGAAGCUGAAGUUAGUCUGAUUGAAAAGAAACGAAAUGAACUUGAAGCUGAAUUAAGAAAGAUUUCAUGUUUAGGUCAUUGGCACUUUGGCAGCUGCAAAUGCUCGUCUCCAGGAUGCCAGGGAACAACGAUUACAGUUUGAUGAAGAUAAUAAUGAGUUCCUUGUAUAUUUAAAGGAAAAGGAAGAUGAACUCUCAAAAACAAUUUAUUCGUAUAGAGCAGAAGCAGAUAGGUGCGACGCAUUUAUUCAUUUUCUGGAAACUACUUGGGAUUUC
This is a messenger RNA of Erigeron canadensis, 1326 nucleotides long. RefSeq lists its product as uncharacterized. The coding region runs from base 9 to 1193 and encodes 394 amino acids. The transcript has 13 exons. The record is from RefSeq and is a predicted model, not a curated record. Lineage: Eukaryota; Viridiplantae; Streptophyta; Magnoliopsida; Asterales; Asteraceae.